CCGGUGACCGGCGGUCGCGGUGGCGGCAGCGGGGCGGAGUGACGCCGCUCGUCAUCGCUCGGCCGGCGGCGGCGCUGCGCAGCGCGGCGCAGUGUACCGCUGGUGACCGUCCGGGGCGGCGGCGGCCGUAACUCUCUCCUGGCGGGCCGAUCGGUGGACCGGAGCGCCUCGCUGGGGCGCCAGAUUCGUGAGCGACGCCGAGUGAGCAGCAGGUCCUUCACCCUGGCUCGCGGACGGACCGGCGGCGUGGUUUGAAUUUCGUGCAGUUCGGGUGCAGCAGCGUGAACGGUGCCGCUGUGUGAGCGCGCAGAGCCGAGCUGUGUGCGUGCAGUGUGUGCGCAGUGGCGGUCAGACACGCACGCGCGUAUUGUGCUAAUCCGCCGCGUCUCUUGGUGCGCGCGCAGAUCGUCGUGAUAGAGUGGUUAUCGGCGCAGUUGGCUGCCGGUUGUACUCGUGCGAGGCAGACAGGUGGCUCCAGUGGGCGAGUUUGUUAGCGGCCAUGUAGCCGCGUGUGGAAGGUCUGGGUAACCUGCAGACAGUGUUGAGUGCAUCAGAGUGACUCCCCAAGUGAUACCGAUGAAGAUUAAAAAGCGGCCCCCGCCAGCGCCACCACUGGCCGGAUUUCAGGAGGUGCCUUCCAAGUCGCGCUCUCAGACUCAGCUGGUGACCCCGUCGGGCCGUCGCUGCGUGGUGGUGUUGCCGGACGAGCGGCGGUUAGACGUCACCAUCCAGCUGCGUCUGCUGACCUCAGAGCUGGCCGAGAUCGUGGCCUCGCACUGCUCGCUGAAGGAGCGCCGCUACUUCGGCCUGGCCUACCGUGGAGACAACGGGGAGAACCAGUGGCUGCACCCGGACGUGCGUGUCCUGGAGCACGACCUGCCGCGCGCCGGCGGCCCGCUGCUGCUGUACUUCCUGGUCCGAUACUACCCCGAGUCGUUCACACUGCUCAGGGACCCGGCGGCAGUGGAGCUGUUCUAUCAGCAGGCCAAGAGUGGCGUCUUCAAGGGAGACCUGGAGACUGAGGCCGACGGAGACACCAUCUUCAAGCUGGCGGCGCUGGCACUGCAGGCGGCACAUGGCGACUACGUCGAUGACGCCGGCACUCGCCAGCUGCUGAAGCGUACCGCCCUGCUGCCGGCCAGUGUGGUGAAGCUGCACCCCUCCGUCGGCAUGUGUGAGGAGCGGGUUAUUGAAGAGUACCGCCAGCUGACUGGAACGGCGCGCGGCACCGCCAUAGUCUCGUACCUGAGUAUUGUGGAGCGUCUUCCCACCUACGGCAUCCACUUUUACCGUGUCAGUGACCGGAGUGGCCAGAGCGGCUGGUGGCUGGGCAUCUCUACACGAGGCAUCGCCCAGUACGAGCUGGGAGACCGCACCAAGGCGAAACGGUUGUUUCAGUGGAAGCAGUUGGAGAACGUCACAUUCCGAGACGGGCGCUUCUCCAUCGAAGUCGACGAGCCCAAAAAAGUGGUGCAUGCGCUGAGCAGCUUCAACGUUUACGAAGACGCCAUCGGCAACGAUACUUCGGGCGACGAUCUGGUCUCUGCCAUCUCUGAUCCGUGUACACAAGUAUCGGUGAGCCGCCGGACGCUGGGCCCGGGUCACAUCAGCGUCUACUCGUGGUUCGCCGCCUCACAGACGGCAUGCCGCAAUAUCUGGUUCACCGCAGUAUCGCAGCACCAGUUUCACGUCGAGGGGAAGAAGGAGUCCAGGUCGGGUCUGCAGGCGUCUCGGACUCUCUCUGAUAUCGCUCGGGACCUGAGUCGCAGCGGUCCGGCGCUCUCCGCCGUCAGCAGCUCCUCUCUCAGUAACAGCGGCUCGCUGCAGUCGCUGGCCGUCAGCAGCUACACGGACGACUCGGAGCAGCAGGCGGCCAGGAUGGAGAUGUGCGCGGCGCUGCAGGCGCGCCGGGACGCGCUGGAGGCCAAACUGGCCGAGCGGACGGCAGAGCUGCGCCUGCUGUGUAUCAAGGAGGCCGAGCUGACGGGCGAGCUACCCGCGGAGCUGCCGCUGGAGCCCGGCGAGCCGCUGCCGCAGAUCCGGCGACGGAUGGGCACGGCGUUCACACUGCCCGAGACACUCAUCAACAGGCUCAGAGGAAGUCAGGAGGAGCUUGUAUCGGCACUUGAACUCGACUACGAAAUCCAGAGUAAAAUCACCACGGCGGCACUCAAACUGGCCAACGAUGCCACGCUCAAGAAGGUCCGCAAACAGCGCAAACUCAGCUACCAAAUGUCGGCGCAGAAGCUGCGGGACAUCGAGACCCGGCUGAAGGCGGCCAAAGCCAAACAGCUGAAGCGGCAGCAGCAGCAGAAGAUGCCGCGGCCCAGCAGCGAUGGCGAGGACCACCACAGUGAGGAGGAGGAGAGUUCGGUGGCCUCCGCCGAGGGAGUCAGCCUCUCCCCGCUGAACGGCGCGCUGCCGCCGCGGCCGCCGCGCUCCCCGGGCCGGCCCGAGCAGCGGCCCCCGCGCCGGCCGCCGACCCACCUCUCCGACCUCUCCGAGAGCGGCGAGGGACGCGCGAGGGCCCUGUCCGCGCCCGGCUCGCCCAAGAAGCUGCCCAAGUCGCGCUCGGCGACCCUGCAGCUGCCGCCGUCCCGCGAGCCGAGUCCGGGCAGUCAGGAGCUGAACGGCGGGUACAUACCGAGCUCGGUGUAUACGCGGUCGUCCUACCGCAGCAAACAGUACCCGACGCUGAGCCAGAGAGACACGCCGCCACCGCCGCCGCCCCGAGAGUACUGGUCACCGGGCGGUCAGUACAGCGUGCCGCAGAGGCGGACCGGCCCGGCGGCGGUCCCGCAGCAGCACUCCCAGCACUCCCAGCACUCUCAGCAGCACUCACAGCCGCCGCAGCCGGUGGCGCAGUCCUCGCCGAUGCAUCACCUCAGCGUGGAUGAGCUGGACGGCAGCUUCGACGCGCCGCCGGAGGAGACUUCGGCGCGGUUCGGCAGUCUGGACCGGCGCCGGCACGUCUCCUCGGCGGGCCACCUCACCCUGGAGGCGCGCAGCAUGGAGCGGCUGGACGGGGAGCCGGCGCCGCCGCCGCCCGUGCCGCUGGAGGCGGCCGCGCCGCGCUGGCCGCCGCCGCCGCAGCCGCCCCGGUUCACUGACUCGCCGCUGAGCGCGGCCAGUGACGCGCUGCGGGCGGCGCACGCGCGCACGGCCAGCCUGCCGGCCGACUCGGCCGCCUUCCCCCGCCAGCUGAGCGUGGCCUCCGUGGCGGACGGCUCGUCGGACGCCGCCGCGAGACGGCGCAGGGAGAAGGCCUGGUACGAGACCUCUCUGGACUCCCCGGACGUGGCGCGCCGCGGCCGGCCGCCGCCCGCUCCGGCCGCCGACACCGCCUCUGUGCUGGACAUGUCGAUCACGCCGCUGGUGGCGCCGCCUCGGCCUCACCCGCCGCCGGCACCUCAGGUUCCCGUGACGCCGCUGGAGGCGCUGGCGACGCCGCGCCACGGCGGACGGCCGGCCGCCUCUCCUCCGCCGUCCGCAGCCGUGCCGACGGCGGAGGCGCCGCGGAACCAGACUAUCAUCCAGCCGGGCACCUUCCAGCCGUACCGGGAGACAUCCAAGCCGUUCGAGAUGUCGGACUUCUACAAGUACAGCACCAAGUACCGGCGUCAGAGCCAGGGCAGCGGCGACAGUCCCGGCUCCAGCGUGACGGGCCGGAGCGUUCCGCAGUCGCCGAUGAGCCCCGGGCCGGCGCCGGCCGGCGGCCUGUCCGCCCAGCUAACCCACGGCUCUCUGCACGCGGCGGCCGCGCGUCAGGUGCUCAGCUCGCCGCAGAGGGGACUGUAUCAGCCCCCGUCCGCGCAGCAGGCCUGCCAGCCGGCCCGGCCGCCGCCGCACAACUGGCACAGGGCCACGCCGCCGAUGGGGUCGGGCGCCGCCUCUCCCAGCCAGCCGGGGUCGCACAACUCGAGUUUCCAGGACUCUGUCUCUGUGGCGGACGCGUUCCGUUCCGAGAUGCUCGCCGCCUGGUGCGAGGGAAGUCGGCCGGGGGAGGGCGCCGCGCCGCCGCCGCCGCCGCCGCCCCAGACCAGGUCGGCUACCCUGGUCUGACCGAGACCCGCCGCCCCCCGCCCCGCCCCCGCUGUGAUAGGGCCCGAUUGCGGCCCCUCCUCCCACCCCUCUAUAGCUGUACAGACAGGCGCGUUGUGAUACGCAUUUUUAUGGAGAGUACAAACGUUAUUUUACUAAUGGGAUCAUUCGCCUGUGAGAAGUAUUAGCGUUCACGACGUUGUACAUAUGUGCAUUAUAAACUGUUGCUCAUUUUCAGGAAAUACAAUAUUUCUGAAA
Messenger RNA from Amphibalanus amphitrite, 4299 nucleotides. RefSeq names its product FERM domain-containing protein 4A-like. Gene Ontology annotation, cellular component: cytoskeleton. The transcript is spliced from 14 exons. Lineage: Eukaryota; Metazoa; Arthropoda; Thecostraca; Balanomorpha; Balanidae. The record is from RefSeq and is a predicted model, not a curated record. Bases 577 to 4062 code for a protein of 1161 amino acids. Gene Ontology annotation, biological process: establishment of epithelial cell polarity.